Molecule: messenger RNA, 2751 nt
Organism: Aspergillus melleus
Lineage: Eukaryota; Fungi; Ascomycota; Eurotiomycetes; Eurotiales; Aspergillaceae
Product: trehalose-6-phosphate synthase
Exons: 3
Coding region: 1-2751 (916 amino acids)
Biological process (GO): trehalose biosynthetic process
Cellular component (GO): alpha,alpha-trehalose-phosphate synthase complex (UDP-forming); cytosol
Molecular function (GO): catalytic activity
Source: RefSeq, a predicted model, not a curated record
AUGACGGUCUUCAUUGCUUCCAUAUUUCUACCCUACACUAUCAACUUCCAGACCACCGAGCUUAAGCGCCGCAAGUCGUCCGCUAGUCAUUCUCAUGCAGACGAUCAUAUCAUAGGAAGACUAGCAGAGUCGCACCGGAGGCGUCACUCGAAAACAUUCAACCAGUCAUUGACUCCUGGAGCGACCACCGAAGACGAAAAGAUUUUCAAGUCAUAUGUGUCGAAGUCAGCAAGCGAGGUCCCGUCGGCCGAUGAUCCCAAUGGCCCAGGUCCCAGCGACCCUCCAGUAGUGUCCUGGGGCCAGAGUCGUAAAUUCAAUCAACCACGCCCCAAAGUGUCCAACUAUCCUGACCGCUCAAUUCUAAGCCGCUUUGGUCUGGGUUACGAAGACCAGCCGACCUAUCUCGAAACCGCCUUAGAGACACCAGAUUCAGAAGAGGAUCGUGCAAGUCUGCGUGCAUUGCUCUCCGAUGUUGACUGGACCGUGAAAUCAGCUGAGCAAGGCAAUGGAGGCUUGCGAAAUGCAGUCAACGCUGCCGAAAAGGCAGGCAUCCUAUCAGACAAGAUGUGGGUCGGCACAUUGGGUAUGCCCACCGACUCCCUGAAGGAUGAAACCCGCUCGAGUAUCUCGGAGACGCUGGAAGACGAGUAUGAAUCAAUUACAGUAUUUGUCGGUGACCACGAAUUCGAAGGGCAUUAUUCGCAUUUUUGCCACUCGGUCUUAUGGCCUGCCUUCCAUUACCAAAUGCAAGAGAGUCCCCGACACAACGAGUAUGAUGACUACUCUUGGAAGCAGUACGUCAAGGUCAAUGAGGCAUUCGCAAAGACCAUUGCAGUCUAUUGGCGCCCCGGGGAUACUAUCUGGGUUCAAGACUACCACCUCUUACUCCUGCCAUCUAUGCUGCGGGAACUCUUGCCUAACGCAGAAAUCGGGUUCUUCAUGCAUGCUGCAUUCCCUUCGUCUGAGAUAUUCCGCUGCCUCAGUGCACGAAAUGCCCUCCUGAAUGGGCUCCUCGGGGCAGAUCUUGUUGCUUUCCAAACAGACGAAUAUUGCUAUCAUUUCCUUCAAUCAUGCAGUCGGCUUCUAAGUUUGGAGGUAUCUGUCAAUGGAGUCCAACUGCCGGGUCGUUUCGUGCAUCUGAAAAAGCUACCCAUUGGUAUAGAUACGAAUUCCCUCGAUGAUUUACGGCAAACCGCUGGUGUGAAGGAUUGGAUUGCGAGCAUCUUCUCCAGAUACAAAGACAAACAUUUGAUUAUCGCGCGGGACAGACUUGAUGCUCCCGGAGGUGUCAAGCACAAGUUGAUGGCAUAUGAGCUGUUCCUCAAGAAAUAUCCUAAGUGGAGAGGAAAUGUUGUCCUCGUCCAAAUUGCCUCCGCAUCAGAAAUGCCAGAAUUAGAAGCCCAGGUUUCAAAGAUCGCCAUGAGAAUCAAUUCCACCUACUCAACGCUUACCCAUCAGCCACUAGUGCUCUUGAGACAAGAUAUCAGUUACUCCCAGUUUCUGGCCCUCAUGAGCGUAGCAGAGAUUUUCAUGGUGACCAGUCUGAGAGAAGGCAUGAACCUCCAGAGUCAUGACUUUCUCCACUGUCAGGAUGGGAGAAUAACAGCUCAGCAACAUGGCUCCCUUAUUCUGAGUGAGUUCACCGGAAGCGCUUCUAUCUUUCAUGGACACGAUCUGUUGGUCAAUCCCUGGAAUUACAAGGAGGUCGCAGACAUGAUCAACAAAUCGCUGGAGAUGUCACCAGAGCAGAAAAAGCAGAAUUGGGAGUUCUUGCUCGAGAGGAAAGCCCCAUAUACCGCAGUGUCCUGGUGCAAUUCGUUCAAGACGGCUUUGGCCGAGGCACGCAGCACACAACUAGCUCGUGAACUCAGUCAAGUUUCAUCUCUCUCAAUCCCUGCCUUGAAAGAAACCUACGAUAGAUCUGGUUUGCGACUCUUCUUUAUCGAAGAUGAGGGGGGCUCUUCCGCCACUUCUGCACUUUCCCACCAGUCGCUCUCUUUGCUCGAGCGUCUCGUCAUGGACCCCAAGAAUGUGGUUUAUGUGACGAGCAGCAAGAGCCCGGAGAAAUUGGAAUCACUGCUGAAAGAAUUUUCCAGUCGAGUUGGUUACAUUGCUGAAAAUGGGUGCUACAGACGAGACAUCGGGUCCACCCAAUGGAGGGCACUGGUUGACCUGGAAAAGGCCAAAGACUGGCGAAGCGGCAUCCGCAAGGUGAUCGAAUACUACCAUGAAAGAACCGAAGGUAGUCAGAUAGAGGAGGGCCAUUGUCUUCUAACCUUCUGGUAUAACAACGCGCAUGACCCCGACAUUGCUGCCCGACAAGCGUCCGAUCUUGCAGAUCAGAUCAACGGCACCCGUGGCAGCGAGGCUAUUCGAGUCGUCCUCACUGAGGGCGCGGUGGGCGUUGAGCCUCUGGACGGUACUAAAUCAAAAGCGGCUGAGUCCGUCUUAGAUCUGCUCCCACGGGUCCCGGAUUUCUUAUUCGUCGCGGGCAGCACUCGCGGUGACGAAACCCUGUUCCGCUGGGCAAAUCACCUUCAAUCGACAAACAUAAUCCGCAACGUGUCAACCCUUACCACCGGCACGCACGCCACCGAGGCCAAGGCUGUGCCACCCAAGAGCAUGACCGUGACUGACAUUAUAGGCGUUCUUUGCAAUCCAGCCUUGAGCGGAUACGCAUCGAUGAAUGGCGACGGGCCUAUCGUCGACGGUGACACAUCCAUUCCAAGACAUCCCAUUGCUGGGUUUUGA